Scomber scombrus (Atlantic mackerel) is the source of this 2275-nucleotide messenger RNA. RefSeq names its product SMG9 nonsense mediated mRNA decay factor (gene smg9). The coding region runs from base 257 to 1780 and encodes 507 amino acids. The record is from RefSeq and is a predicted model, not a curated record. Lineage: Eukaryota; Metazoa; Chordata; Actinopteri; Scombriformes; Scombridae. The transcript is spliced from 13 exons. Gene Ontology annotation, biological process: nuclear-transcribed mRNA catabolic process, nonsense-mediated decay.
CAGACGCUAGUGUGAUGUGCUUUAGUUUUUUAAGCGCUACGGGCUGAAUUUAAAUGAUGUUACCUUUAGCAGUUAACAUAUCUUUAACCAUUGAGGAGAGUCGUGCUCACAUGGUUCCGAGCUGAGGGCAAAUUUGUCGUUUCGGAGAUAUUUCAAUGGAAGUUACUCCAUCUGUAGCUCGCCUCUGCUAACGUGACUAGCUAGCUACCUGUUGACAUUAGUAGUCCUGCUGUAGUUUGUUGUUAUUAUCGACAACAUGUCAGAGUCCGGCCACAGUCAGCCCGGGAUGUACGGGCAGGGACGCAGGAGGAGGCGACGCCGAGGGGACAGGGAUGCUGGACCUCAGGGGCAAAACCUGUCCGGACCCAGCCGGGACCGAGAAUACCAACCAAGAGAACGAAGGGAUGGGAGCGAGGAUCCACCAGGCCCACUUAUACAGAAGACCCCCAUCAUUCUGGCGAAACCACCCGGGGAAAGGGCCAAGCCAUCACAGAAUGCCCCCAUCAGUGGAGCUCCAGUCCUUGACAAGCCCAUUAUGCUGAUGAAAGCCCGGGAUGAUGGAGCAAAGCCUGGGACCCCUCCAGAGGCUGCUCAGCCCUCUGGUCCUGGGCCCUCCAAGAUGGAAAGGGAAGGGCAGCGACCCACCCAGCCUGUAUACCAGAUCCAAAACAGAGGAAUGGCCGCUUCUGCUUCAAGUAGCGCUGUGGACCCCAUGGUUGGCCAGUCUAAACUCCUCCCUCCAGAGAAGAUGAAGCACAGUAUUAAACUGGUGGAUGAUCAGAUGAAUUGGUGUGACAGUGCCAUGGAGUACUUGAGGGACCAGACAGAUAUGUUGGUGGUCGGAGUCAUUGGCCUGCAGGGGACUGGGAAAUCCACUGUCAUGUCACUGUUAUCUGCCAACACCCCUGAAGAGGAUCAAAGGGGAUAUGUAUUCAGAGCCCAGACUCAAGAAAUUAAGGAGAGAGGAGGAAACCAGAGCACAGGGAUAGAUUUUUUCAUCACACAGGAAAGAGUCAUCUUCUUGGACACACAGCCAAUACUCAGCCCGUCUAUUCUUGACCACCUCAUCAACAACGAUCGCAAGUUGCCUCCAGAGUACAACCUCCCCUAUACAUAUGUUGAGAUGCAGUCUCUUCAGAUUGCCGCCUUCCUGUUUACAGUCUGCCAUGUGGUCAUCGUGGUUCAAGAUUGGUUCACGGACUUAAACCUCUACAGGUUUCUUCAAACUGCUGAGAUGCUGAAACCUUCCACUCCAUCUGCUAGCCAUGACAGCACUGGUUCUUCAGGCAUUGAUGAUGGAGCUGAGUACUAUCCCCAUAUAGUGUUUCUGCAGAAUAAGGCUAGACGGGAUGAUUUCUGCCCAAGGAAUCUGAAAAAUAUGCAUAUGGCCGUGGACAAACUAAUGGCCCACUCUCAUCUCAAAUACAAAGGUACAUUGUCCAUGCUAGACUGCAAUAUCUUCCCUGGCCUGGGGCAGGAUUAUCUGGACACCGAAGUCAACAUGUUCCUGCUUCCAAUGCAGGAGAAUGACGGGGAAGAUAAUCUGACUAAAGCAGGCCUGGGAACAUACCCCCUGUUCUCUCUGCUUCCGGGGUACAGAGGACACCCUGCCUUCUCCACCAUGGUUUCCAAGCUGCGCAGCCAAAUACUGGCCAUGCCCCGCUGUCAGCUGUCACACACCAUUCUUACUGAGAAGAACUGGUUUCACUAUGCAGCUCGUAUCUGGGAUGGGGUUAAAAAGUCUUCAGCCCUCUCCGAAUACAGCCGCCUCCUCUGCUAAAACCACGGUUGAUCUGCUUUUGUUUGGAAGUGUGACCUCGUAGGUUCAAAAAUCAAGCCUCAUAAUAAAUGUGGCUCUGGAAAUGGAGGCUGUCGUUUGUGCCCUGCAGGAGGGACAAGCUGGAAGCCCGGUUGAAGAGUCAGAUAUAACGAAGGAUGAAAUUGCCUGCAGACUGUUGGAGCUUCAUCCCUGCCCUCAGGAAAUUUAAUGUUCAACAGGCACAGCUGCACCCUGUACAGAAGUGGUGAGAAUGAGAGGGCAUAGUAGCUUGCAUAUGUCCAAGCAAGAUGGGAUGACUGUUUUUUAUUUGCAAGCUGUUAUGCUGACUGAUUAUGUGAUGUUGUAACUACAGUCUUGUUGUACAGAUGGUGCAGAUUAAUUUUCUGAGAUGGAAAAACCCCCACCAUAAUCAGUUAAUUUUUAUUUACUUGAAAACAUAUUUUAAAUGAGUAAUUGUGACAUUCUCAGAAAUAAAAGGAAACACCAGUGAAAAGA